AUGCGAGGACCUGGAUUGGCACUGGACGAUGUCUUCGCAGGCAUUGCACUGGUACGCAUCGCGCUAUCUCCAUACUUGACAUCCGAGCUCACAAUUUUUGAAGGUCCUAUCGACAAGUACCAUCGGGUUGAAUGCUUUUUCACGAUCGGAGUUGGUUAUGACUUGGAUAAGAACAAUGCUGAGAUGUUCCCCAAGCUGAUGCACAACCUUCCUGUUAUCAUGCAGAUAACGUUUGCCUUCACUUUGAUCUAUAUCUGGUGUCUCGCAGCUCUCAAGCUUUCACAACUGGCUCUAUACCACCGCGUCUUCCAGCUCCAAUUGCGCCUUGCAGUCUACAUCGUCGGCGGUAUAGUCGUCAGCUGGGCUAUUAUCUUCAACUUCGUUUUCAUCUUCCUUUGCGACCCUAUCUCGCAACAGUGGACCAUCGAACGAGUUGGACACUGUAUGGAUCAAAUGUUGCUGCUCAAGUGUCUGAUCUUGUCAAACAUGGCUACCGACCUCAUGAUCGUGGUAAUCCCAAUCCGCUGCGUGUGGCAGUUGCAAAUGCGAAAGACGGAAAAGCUUGCUGUACUGGCAUGUUUCGGCUUGGGUUUGGCCUGUGUGGUUAUUAGCAUCGCGCGUUUCAUCCUCAUAUAUACUAUUGAUCUUAUCGGCAAUCUCACAGGUACAUCGGGAACGACCUUUAUGCUCUGCACUAUCGAGCUCAUGCUGGCCGGUCUCUGUAUCAACAUUCCCAUGUUACGCCCGUUCUACCUUCAAUGGCGCCAAAAGUACAAGAGCGCAUCAAUGAGCAAUACUGGAAGACUCAGUGCAAUCAAGAGGUCGAACACUGGUGGUCUGGGAUCGCAGCAAGCGAGACCGGGUCACUACACUCAGUGGAUGGAGUUGCACGACAAAGACCAAACGAACAUCACUGUUACGGGCGACGACGCAAGUUCCGAACGAAAACUUACCUCAGAGCCACUGCCGUUCGAUGCUAUCCAGGUCUCUAAGGACUUUACAAUUACCAGAACUUGA
This is a messenger RNA of Alternaria arborescens, 1017 nucleotides long. RefSeq lists its product as hypothetical. The record is from RefSeq and is a predicted model, not a curated record. Bases 1 to 1017 code for a protein of 338 amino acids. The transcript has 5 exons. NCBI's taxonomy places the organism in Eukaryota, Fungi, Ascomycota, Dothideomycetes, Pleosporales, Pleosporaceae.